AUGUGGCGGCAGCUAGGCUCUGGAAUACUGCUCCUGAGCGCCUUACCUUCAGGUCCCUAAUUCCCGGCCUCAGAUGACCAGGGGAAGCCUGGCGGGCCGCAGUGCCAGGAGCGUGCCGCCCCGCCCCCUGGACGCCAGCUGCAGCACGAGGUUUUACCACUGAGCCGUGGCAGUGGCAGCGGAGGCCCGGACUCGCGCCACCUGUCCGAGUGCCACCUGGUGAGCGCGGCGCCUGGGGGCCAACCCCCUCCUCCCGCGGACCUCCCUCUCUCCUCCCUGGCCCGUACUCUCCCUUGGCCUGGGUGCAGUCUACAGCCGCCAUCGGUGCUGACCCGCAUUUCCACCCGGUUCUUGCCUCCUCUCAGAACUUGGAGUAACCUCAGGCUGAGGAUCCAAACAUUCAUCCAGAGGCUGGCCAUCAUGCCGCGCUCCUUCCUGGUCAAGAGCAAGAAGGCGCACAGCUACCACCAACCGCGUUCCCCGGGGCCAGACUACUCCCUCCGUCUGGAGAUUGUGCCCGCGCCGGGCAGAGCAGACCCUGUGGAUGCAGGCGAGGCGAAGACGGCGCCCCGAGACCGUUUGUCCCCCGACUCUCAGCUAACCGAGGCUCAUGACAAAGCCUCCGCGAGCCCCGAAAGCUGCGAAAGCAGCGUUUGUGACCCGAGCUCCGAGUUCGAGGACUUCUGGAGGCCCCCUUCUCCCUCGGUGUCUCCAGCCUCUGAGAAGUCGCUAUGCCGGUCUCUGGACGAAGUUCAACCUUACACCCUGCCUUUCAAGCCCUACGCUUGGAGCAGCCUCGCGGGGUCCGACCUGCGGCACCUGGUGCAGAGCUACCGGCAGUGCACCGCCCUGGAGCGCAGCGCCGGCCUGAGCCUCUUCUGCGAGCGCGGCGGGGAGCCGGGCCACUCGGCCCCACUGUACGGCCCUGAGCCGGCUGCGGGAGGAGCCGGUGCGGGGCCACCCGGGACCUGCGGUGCUGCAGGCGGAGCCACCGGCGGCUCUGGCCUGGGGCUCUACGGAGAUUUCGGGCCUGCGGCGGCCGGGCUCUAUGAACGGCCGAACGCAGCAGCGGGCCGUCUGUACCAAGAUCGCGGCCACGAGAUCCACGCAGACAAGAGCGUGGGCGUCAAGGUGGAGUCGGAACUGCUGUGCACUCGCCUGCUGCUAGGCGGUGGCUCCUACAAAUGCAUCAAAUGCAGCAAGGUGUUCUCCACACCGCACGGGCUGGAGGUGCACGUGCGCCGGUCCCACAGCGGCACGAGACCAUUCGCGUGCGAGAUGUGCGGCAAGACCUUCGGGCACGCGGUGAGCCUGGAGCAGCACAAGGCCGUGCACUCGCAGGAACGAAGCUUUGACUGUAAGAUCUGCGGCAAGAGCUUCAAGCGGUCGUCCACGCUGUCCACACACCUGCUCAUUCACUCGGAUACCCGGCCCUACCCCUGUCAGUACUGUGGCAAGAGAUUCCACCAGAAGUCCGACAUGAAGAAACACACCUUCAUCCACACAGGUGAGAAGCCCCACAAAUGCCAGGUGUGUGGCAAAGCGUUCAGUCAGAGCUCCAACCUCAUCACUCACAGCAGAAAGCACACGGGUUUCAAGCCCUUUGGCUGCGACCUGUGUGGAAAGGGCUUCCAGAGGAAGGUGGAUCUCAGGCGGCACCGGGAGACACAGCAUGGACUCAAAUGA
Chionomys nivalis (European snow vole) is the source of this 1686-nucleotide messenger RNA. It is a transcript of the gene Gfi1, whose product is annotated as growth factor independent 1 transcriptional repressor. The record is from RefSeq and is a predicted model, not a curated record. Gene Ontology annotation, cellular component: nucleus. NCBI's taxonomy places the organism in Eukaryota, Metazoa, Chordata, Mammalia, Rodentia, Cricetidae.